GGAAGUUGUUUUUCUUCAAUGUUUAAUUGGGCCCGAGCUUGUCCCAAGUAAGAAAAUUGGAGGCGAAGCGUAAACACGGAUUUUCUUUGGGAUAAACGGACAGGACUGGCUGCUAAGACGAUGCCACACUCCAGACGGUACCCAUCCUCGGAGAGGGCCAGCCACUGCAGCUACCAAGGUCGUUUUCGGGAGCGGGACAGAGAUCGAGGGAGAAAACCUCGGCAUCGCCGCUCACCGACGUUCUCCUCCAGCAGUGAACGUGAGAGGAGGGGGAGAGGACACAGACAGAAUCCCGGCUAUGCCCGAUCCAGGAGCUACGACAACCGCUCUUCAGACCGCAGGCCUUACGACAGACAUUACGGCGAGAGCUAUCGGCGCCUAGACCACAGCCGCGACUGGGACAGGGAGCACGGGACGCCGAGCAACUACUACUCCCGCGACACCUCGCCCAGCUAUGACUACCGCCGGGGCCGCGAUCGGGACCGUGAGGACUCGUACCGGGGGAAAGGCAGCAGGCGUAAGCACAAACGAAGGCGGCGUAGAACCAGGUCCUAUAGCCCAUCGUCCUCGGUGAGUACUUCAAUACCCGAGCCUGCUCUUUCCCACCCCCAAAUCCUUUCUCCUAUCUCUACCCCUACACGCUCCUGUCUUUCUUUCUCCAUAAUGCUUUUCUUUUCCACAGCCCCAGGAUUUGGUAAGUAUGAACUCCUUUGUUUUAUGUUCUUCUUUUUGUUGACGUUUUGUCUUUUUUGAUAGUGAUAGUCCAAGUCUUGGCUUUCAGUGUUAGCCCCAUCUGUAACAUUAAAUAGUGAGACUCAAUC
This is a messenger RNA of Sinocyclocheilus grahami, 821 nucleotides long. RefSeq names its product dual specificity protein kinase CLK2-like. The transcript is spliced from 3 exons. Lineage: Eukaryota; Metazoa; Chordata; Actinopteri; Cypriniformes; Cyprinidae. The coding region runs from base 121 to 753 and encodes 210 amino acids. The record is from RefSeq and is a predicted model, not a curated record.